Molecule: messenger RNA, 1528 nt
Organism: Gossypium raimondii (Peruvian cotton)
Lineage: Eukaryota; Viridiplantae; Streptophyta; Magnoliopsida; Malvales; Malvaceae
Product: probable E3 ubiquitin-protein ligase LUL4
Exons: 3
Coding region: 128-1252 (374 amino acids)
Biological process (GO): protein ubiquitination
Molecular function (GO): ubiquitin protein ligase activity
Source: RefSeq, a predicted model, not a curated record
AUGAAUUAGAGUGUUAGGAACUUUCAUUGGUUUCACCGAACUAAGAAAUAAAAGCAACUCUCUUCCUCGCCUGUCCAUUUUCUUGGAAAAUUUUCCCUUUUUCCCUUUCACUUCUUUCUCUCCAAACAUGGGCAUCUCAUGGAGCAACACAAGCAAUAGCAACCGGAGGAGAAACCAAGCUUACCUCCAUGGCCCUCCACCUCCUCCACCUUUCUAUUAUCCCCAAGAACCCACUUCCCUUCCUCCUCCGCCACCUCCACCGCCAUCCCAGCCUUCUACUAGCCACCCUUAUCCUGCGCAUCCUCCACCCCCACCGCCUCCAAUUCCCAACAAUUACUACUGUUCCCCACCCUACAACCCCUGCUGUUACUCAAACCCUGUCAUGGGUCGUUACCCUAUUCAAUAUCCUCCAUAUUUCGCCAACCAGGCUAGUGCCUGGCCCCCGAUUCGUGCUCAUGCCGUGGCGGCGCCGCCGCCUCAGCCGCCGCCUCCUUAUGUGGAGCAUUAUAAUGCCAAGAAAGUGAGGAAUGAUGUGAACGUGCACAAGGAUACGUUGAAGCUGGAAGUAGACGAGCAGAAUCCCGAUCAUCACUUGGUUUCUUUCGUUUUUGAUGCUUUGUUUGAUGGCAGUAUCACCAUUUUCUACUUUGCCAAGGAAGAGUUGAACUGUAGAUUUGUUCCCGUAUUUCCUGAAGCCUUCGAGCCUGUGAGAGUCCCAUUUCAGAAGGGACUUGGCCAGAGAUUCCAGCAGCCUCCUGGGACAGGAAUUGACUUAGGUUUCUUUGAAUUGGAUGAUCUCUCGAAACCAUCACCAGGGGAGGAUGUUUUCCCUCUUGUAAUUUCUGCUGAAACAUGUAUGCUGCCGCAUUCAUCUGAUGAACAUGUUGAUGAUCCCACACAAAGUACAUCAGCCCACAUGCAAAUUACUCAAGCCAUUUUAGAGAAGAACGGUAACUCUUUCCAAGCAAAAGUGAUACGGCAGAUAUUAUGGGUUGAUGGAGUCCGCUAUGAACUACGCGAGAUUUAUGGAAUAGGAAGCUCAGCAGCAGCAGAAGGCUUUGAUGAUAGUGACCCGGGGAAAGAGUGUGUUAUCUGCAUGACCGAACCCAAGGAUACUGCGGUCCUACCUUGCCGCCACAUGUGUAUGUGCAGUGAAUGUGCUAAAACAUUGAGGCUUCAGUCGAAUAAAUGUCCCAUAUGCCGACAACCUAUCGAAGAGCUUAUAGAAAUCAAGAUAAACAGCACUCAUUGAAAAGUUUUCUUCCUUUGAAGUUUGAUUGUACGGUAUGACAAAUUCUUCUUUGUGAUCUUUCUCUGAUUCACUUGUUUUACAAUUAUUUUGUAUAUUUUUCGUCUUCCCAUUCUUCAUAGUCUUUCUUAUGUGCUCGUACGGGUUUAUUAGAUGUCACUUUUUAAGAGUGGUUGUAUAAACCAAUUGAGUUAAAUCCCGAAUUUCUCGUGAACAAUUUCUGAACUUACACUUUCUAGAUAUUAUAUAUAUGUAAAGCUUGCAUAUGUUGGAAGUUAA